This is a messenger RNA of Sinocyclocheilus anshuiensis, 864 nucleotides long. Its product is annotated as interferon-induced GTP-binding protein Mx-like. The transcript has 4 exons. The record is from RefSeq and is a predicted model, not a curated record. Gene Ontology annotation, biological process: defense response to virus; receptor internalization; synaptic vesicle budding from presynaptic endocytic zone membrane. Gene Ontology annotation, molecular function: GTP binding; microtubule binding; GTPase activity. NCBI's taxonomy places the organism in Eukaryota, Metazoa, Chordata, Actinopteri, Cypriniformes, Cyprinidae. Gene Ontology annotation, cellular component: microtubule; plasma membrane; synapse. Bases 145 to 765 code for a protein of 206 amino acids.
UACAAAGACAUCCUGUGAGUAUAUUUUCACAUUUAAAAAGCAGAGAGUUCUAAUGAAAAUUAAAAGGUCAGUUAAUUUCACAAGAAAUCCAUAUUGUUUCCAAAAGUUAACAAUUCAAAUGAGUUGAGCGAGAAUUACAGAGGGAUGGAACUGCCUGGCUUCAUGAACUACAGAAUGUUUCAGAAGAUUCUGCAGGACCAUGUGGCCAAACUUAAGGAUCCAGCCAUGAAUUUACUCAAUGCCAUAAAAGACCUCAUCAUCAAGCAAUUCACUGACGUGGUGAGUGAAUGUUUCCAGAACUAUCAUGUCCUUCAAAACACCACUAAGGACAAAAUCAACAACAUUCAGUUAACCCAACUAGAAAAGGCGGAGCAGAGAAUCUCAGAGCAGUUUGAAAUGGAAAACAGGAUCUACACUCAAGAUCCCAUUUUCCUGAAGAUCUUGAGUGAGAUUACAAACGAGACUUUUUCAGAAAAGGAGUUACCUGUCUUUGACAAAAAAUGCAAGUAUAGUCAAAUGCUGGAGGCGUAUUAUGAGAUUGUGGUGCAGCGGAUGGCUGACCAACUGCCCAUGAUGAUCACCUUUUACAUGUUGCAGGAGACUGCUCAGCUCCUGACUAUUGACACAAUGAAAUUACUGGAAAAGCCAGAUGUGCAUGAGCUCCUGUCUGAGGACUCUGAUGUCAGCAAAAAGCGCAAAGACCUAAGAGCUCGUCUGAAUCGUUUGACUUCUGCUACAAAAGCAAUUAGCAUUUUUUUUUUAUGACUAGAGGAUAUAUCUGAAAAUACAUCCAAUGUAUCUAAUGUUCAUUUUGUAAUGUAUCUGACAACUUCUAUCCAACCAUCCAUUUUCCACGCUUGUUCA